UCUAGCUAUGGCCGAAGCCAUCGAGCACAGCGUGGUGGAGACGAAUGGUAUCUGCAUCCAUGUCGCGCAGCUAGGAUCAGGGCCAGCGGUGCUGCUGCUCCAUGGCUUCCCCGAGAUUUGGUACUCGUGGCGCUACCAAAUGCCCGCCUUGGCAGCCGCUGGCUACCGCGCCAUCGCUCCCGACCUGCGUGGCUAUGGCCAAUCCGAUGCGCCGCUUGGAAUCCAACACUACACUGUGUUUGACGUCGUGGGCGACCUCGUUGGCCUCUUGGAUUUCCUCCAGCAAGACCAGGCUGUUCUCGUCGGCCACGAUUGGGGCGCGAUCAUCGCGUGGAACUUUUGCAUGCUAAGGCCGGAGAGGGUCAAGGGGAUCGUGGCUCUCAGCGUUCCUUUCUCGCCGAGAAAUCCACACAUAAGUCCCGUCCAGCGCUUUGAGAAGCUGAUUGGAGAAGGAUUCUACUACUGCCGCUUCCAGGAACCUGGUAGGGCCGAGGCUGAUUUUGCUCGUCAUGGAACCAAGGCAGUGCUCAAAACUUUGCUGGGAUCAUCCGGGAGAGGAAUGAUAGCUCCAAAAGACAAGGAACUCUUUGACAUUUUCAGAGUCCCGGAUAAGCUACCACCGUGGUUAACCGAGGAAGACAUCGAGUACUACGCUCUCCAGUUCGAGAAAUCGGGAUUCACACCACCACUAAAUUACUACAGAGCCACGGACUUAUCGUGGAGGCUUUCGUCUCCGUGGACAGGAGCUCGCAUCCAAACUCCAGCGAUUUUCAUCACUGGAGACAAGGACGUGGUUUACGGCUUCCCUGGAACCAAAGAGUUCAUUCACAGCGACAAGUUCCGCAAGUUCGUUCCAAAUCUCCGGGGAGUUACUGUCGUUCCAGGCGCUGGCCAUUUCAUCCAGCAGCAAAAGCAUGCCGAGGUGAACGAGCUUAUCCUGCGCUUUCUCGCGUCAAUCCUUCCGUCUAGACUAUGAUCCAGGCGAGUACCACAAGAAUAACGCUACAGAGUUAGUGAGUACUUACAGCAUCAUGUUCGUCCUAUGAAGAACCCUAAAAAGAUAUGUUUUUCUAUAUUGAGGUGGUGAUAGCCUUUUAAUGUAUAAAAAAGAUCCUCA
Molecule: messenger RNA, 1117 nt
Organism: Selaginella moellendorffii
Lineage: Eukaryota; Viridiplantae; Streptophyta; Lycopodiopsida; Selaginellales; Selaginellaceae
Product: epoxide hydrolase A
Exons: 5
Coding region: 8-976 (322 amino acids)
Molecular function (GO): hydrolase activity
Source: RefSeq, a predicted model, not a curated record